AUGGACCCAGCGGGUGUAGCUACUUCGCUGCUGGUUUUGCUGGCAGCAAACAACUCCUCGAUACUCGACUGUGUCUGUAACCACGUCGCCAGCGUCACCGACGAAAUGAGUUACGGUGAUGGACUGAUGUGGGAGACGUACUGCCAAGACCUCGGAAAUUAUUAUCUGUUCGAAACGUGCGAGAACCUGGAGGCGCCGUCCGUCGCGGUGCCGGCCGCCGCACGGCUGGUGCCGCGCAGAGGCCACGAGCCGCCGCCCGCGGAGGACGAGGAGUGCGGCCGCGCCCUCGCGGAGGUCCGCCACCUCACGGAGGACAGCUCCAGGGAGCUCACCAGGGGCCUCAUCCGCGGCGUCGCUGCCGACUGCAUUCGCUCUUGCUCCGUACAAGGGUUGGAUGACAUGGAAUGGAACCUGGAGACACUGCAAAAGGAUCAGCUGAGGAGUGCGAUCCUCUCCAAAUUACUGCACGCUGUACAGCAGAUCACAAGAGCCAUAAACCACAGGAAUCGCCUUGUCUUGGAUUAUAAUUGGGAAUUUCUUCAUAAUGACCAGAACCUCAGCAAAACUGAAUUCCAGGCCGAGAUACCGGUCUUCCUGGAGCACCUCUCUGACUACUGGCGGGACUCGGCGCAACUGCUCUCACUGGGUGUGAAAUAUUUCUCUCAGCUGCUCGUCCCCCUCGCUUUCGAGCACAUGGGUAUCCACUCAAAUGAUCUGCAACGCCACGGAUGGAUUAAGAGCAUGAAACAUCUGAGAGACAUGCUGCACACGAAAUUAAGCGGCUGGGUUCAUGAUGUGCAAUCCGUCAGCGAGCAGAUGGCGUACUACAAAGUGGAAGAACACAAUAACAGGCCUGGGACUUAUAUACUUAGACGACCUCUGUUGAAUCAUGACCUACUGUCCUACCACGAGCGGUUCCUCUCCUUCAGGGACGACUUUACUACGCUGUGCGGCACGCGACAUCGACGGGCGUCACAAAUGUUUGGUCUCGCCGACGCACUGUAUUCCUUCUAUUAUUAUAACUGGUUCUUCGACCUACAGUUUGUAGGUGACAUCGAGAGUUUAGAUGAGGAGUGGCAGAGGGAGGACAGAAGCAACGCCAUGCUCUCCGUGGACACUGACUGCGUGCAGCUGUUGUCGAACGCCCUCGACAACCCCACGUGUCCACUGGAAGACCUGCCACCGGAAACCAAAAACCUGCGCGAGCGGUGCCGCGUGCAGCUGUGGGACGACAUGGUGCAGAGGUCGCCCCACGUACCCGUCACCAGCUACCUGGCCUACACGCAGAGGAUAAACGUCAACCUCUGUCUGCUGGCCUGGAUGACAGUCAACUCGUUCAGCGUUAAGCUGUGUGUUCUGGCUGCCACCAUUUACUCUGCCACCUGCUGGGCUUUAACUCCAAAUAAAGAUGACCUGAAAAACUGGCACUGA
Molecule: messenger RNA, 1431 nt
Organism: Schistocerca cancellata (South American locust)
Lineage: Eukaryota; Metazoa; Arthropoda; Insecta; Orthoptera; Acrididae
Exons: 8
Coding region: 1-1431 (476 amino acids)
Source: RefSeq, a predicted model, not a curated record